ACACACACACACACACACAUAUAUAUAUAUAUAUCCUGAUCAUCCCCCAUUAGGGAUAAUACUGUGCUUUCUUUCUCGGCAUUCACUUUCGCUAUCUAGAAUAACACUUGAAACACCUCACCCAAAACACAGUUCUCUCUCUCUCUCUCAAAAACCCCCCAUAGAAAAGAGUUUUCAAUAAUAUUAGCACUCAUCAUUCAUCUCCAAUUCUAAUUUUGUGUGUAAAGCUAGGUACUUGUAAAGUAUAUGUAAAUGUGAGAGCUUAACAUGGACCCUCCAAUAGUCAAUGAGAGUUCUUUUUCGGCGGCGAAUCCGUCGUCGUACAGUUUGGCUGAGAUUUGGCAGUUUCCGAUCAACGGCAAUGGUGAGAGUGGGGGGGCGUUGGGGCUGAGAAUGUGUAGCUUCAGUGGAUUUGGAGAAGUGGCCACGAAUCGUGAUUUGUCGAUUGAUGAAUCAACGGUGACGGAGCAGAGUGGAAGUCGUGGAAAUGGUGGAGGUGCGAGGAAAAGAAAGGCGGCCAAUUCCGAGGAUGAGUCUUCCAAGCUGGUUUCCACUAGUAGUGGCAAUGAAUUGGAUGGUGCGAAUGGUGAACGAGUGAAAGUGUCAGGAUCUAGCAAUGAGAAUGAUGGUUCAAAGGGUGAAGUGGAAGCAAGUUCAGGGACAGAUAGCAAGCCUGCUGAACAAAUCAAUAAACCUUCUGAUCCACCUAAAGACUAUAUCCAUGUGAGAGCAAGAAGGGGUCAAGCCACUGAUAGCCAUAGUCUGGCAGAGAGAGCUAGGAGAGAAAAGAUAAGUGAGAGGAUGAAGAUUCUGCAAGAUUUAGUCCCUGGAUGUAAUAAGGUUAUUGGGAAAGCUCUUGUCCUUGAUGAGAUAAUUAAUUACAUCCAGUCACUGCAGCGUCAGGUUGAGUUCUUGUCAAUGAAGCUCGAAGCAGUCAAUUCAAUGAUGAACCUCACAGUGGACGGAUUCCCUUUAAAGGAUCUUGUGGCACCACGAUUUGAUGCUGCUGGAAUGAUAUUUGGAUCUCAAGCACCAAGGGAAUAUGCUCAUGGAUCCCAACCCGAGUGGCUUCAUAUGCAGGUUGGUGGUAGCUUUGAAAAAACAACUUCAUAGUAAUCUGACCAAUUUUCAGUUUCUCGAGCGAAAUCCAGUUACUGCCCUGACUUUUUGGUAGUUGGGGAAUCAAGCAGCGUAUGUAUGUAUGGUGGCAAUCUAUGUUUCCUGCUAUAUUGAAUUUGUGAUUAGAGUCGGUAUCUUCUGUAACUAAUUAUAUUUAUCUUCGUUGUAUCACCUAACUGAAUCAAGUAUACUUCUUUGUAUUGCUAUGUUAACAUUCUUCUUUGAUGAAUGUAGUAAUUGGUAACUUUCUUGUGAGUAAU
Molecule: messenger RNA, 1379 nt
Organism: Ilex paraguariensis (yerba mate)
Lineage: Eukaryota; Viridiplantae; Streptophyta; Magnoliopsida; Aquifoliales; Aquifoliaceae
Source: the annotation of a GenBank genome assembly